GGAAAGCCAAAGCAUGUAGUUGAGCCACGCCUUCUCGCUGCACGAGCUCCCUGUUUUUCGCGCGAGUUCUUGUGUUGUGUGCGCGAGCCCUCUGCCUCUGUUUCCAGGCAGAUAGUACUCAACAUGGCGGCGUCGGGUAACGAAGAGCAGACGUUGUUGCCAGAUAUCGAAGAGGAGGCUGAGGGCAUGGAGCGAGAGAUGGAGUCGGAGGAGGAGGAAGAAGAAGGGAUGGGAGUUGAGCAUUCCGAGGAGGAAGAUGAAGAGGAUACGUCUGAAGACGAGCGCGAAAAUGAAGCGGAGAUCCAGAGGCUGGAGGAACAGCUGUCAAUCAAUGCAUUUGACUACAACUGCCAUGUAGACCUAAUCAAACUCCUGCAGCAAGAAGGGAAGCUUCACAGACUGCGCAAGGCCAGGCAGAAGAUGAGCGAACUCUUUCCUCUGACUGAAGAGAUUUGGCUGGACUGGCUGAAAGAUGAAAUCCGCCUGACAGAAGACGAAUCAGACCGUGAGAAAGUCUACGAGCUGUUUGAGAGGGCUGUCAAGGAUUAUGUGUGUCCAGAGAUCUGGUUGGAAUAUGUACAGUACUCCAUCGGGGGAAUGGGAGCCCAGGGAGGCAUUGAGCGCGUUCGCUCCAUCUUUGAGAGGGCGCUGACUGCAGUGGGUUUACACAUGACUAAAGGAGCUUCAAUCUGGGAGGCCUACAGGGAGUUUGAGAUUGUUAUUCUCUCCACAGUCCAGCCUCCUCCUGGCAGCAUUCCAUCACAGGAGCAGCAGGAGCUGCUGAAUGCCCAGCUUGAACGCAUACACACACUCUUCAGACGACAGCUAGCUGUACCUCUGAUGGAUAUGGAGGGAACAUACGCGGAGUAUGCAGAUUGGGCUGACGACGGCGUACCUGAGACGGUCACACACCAGUACAGACGUGCCCUGCAACAGUUGGAGAAAUGCAAACCUUUCGGGGAGGCUUUGCUGGUCUCUGAACCUCCAAAGCUGGCAGAGUAUCAAGCUUACAUAGAUUUCGAGAUGAAGGAAGGAAAUCCGGCUCGUGUCCAGAUCAUAUUCGAGCGAGCGCUGGCGGAGAACUGCCUCGUGCCGGACCUGUGGUUCAAAUACACCACAUAUCUGGAACAUAUUAAUUGCUUUAAUGGGAUGGUAAUGAGAUGCACAAGCCACAAAUGUGCAGCGGCGUAGUUGCAGCUGAGAACACAUUAGAGAGCCAGCUCCUCACCAGAUGGAGGGAAGAAGGGGGGAAAACUGCGAGUUAACGAGACAGAAAGAGAGAUGGUGGGAGGCACGUAGGGAGAGAAAAAUGAGAACGAGAAGGGGGCGAGAACGACACCUUCCCAUAUUAGCAGCCAAAUCGGCAAUCCAUUUGGGCUUUCUGAUUCAACGACUGAACUUAAUGAACUUCUGCAUUAAAGGGCUACGGGCUGGAGUGUGUUGGUGGAGCCCAUUCAGGCGGUUGAAUUCCUGGCAGCUAUGGAUGUGUGAAGUAAUUAAAUCAAGCCUUCAUGCUUGUACUCUCUUAGGUGACUAAAUUGAGAUGCUAUUUAACUAAAUUAUAUGCACCUCACACUUUGAGUCACAGAGCUGCUUUGCCUAAUGGAUAUAGGGAGGUUAUUACUUGGUUUUACAAGGGCUGUAUUGUAUCUAAAGCCUCCUACGUAACUGAUGACCUUCACCACUUUAGGAUCGAGCGUUGGAUCAGUUUCCAUAGAAAGGAAUGAAUUUUAUUCCACUGACUAACAUCCAACCAUCACCCAUUCAGCUAGAGCAUUUGGCUAGUUUUAUCUGUCAUAUUUUAGUGGUCCAAAUGUUCAUCCCUACUAACAAACUUGGUGUGCUUUAAAGAACAAUGUAACCGUGAUUCAUACUUCAGCGGAUAUCAUCAUUCAGUCUUUGAUGAAAUCGUUUUGAAGAGCAGUGAGCAGAUGUUGAGUUGGCGUAGGGUGUGCAAAGUCGAGAUUUUAUGCAUCUCUCCUGUUUGUAGAGGCAAUAAUGCAUUUUACUGAAUGAUUAUUGAUGUAAGGCAGUUUCCCACAGACAGAUUUAUCUUGGCUGUAGAUUAAAUCUCUCUUACGAUGGAGGAGUGAUUCCCUGCUCAACGUCUCCUUUAGCUCGGUUACAUGUAAUUUUUGAGCAACAGAGGUGCUUGUAAAUAGGUUGGCAGCAGAACAGCAGUGCUGGUUUGGGUGGGGGAUUAUAAUCAUUACAGACUACUCAUCUCACACACACACAUACACACACACCUGCUCUUCCUGCAGCAUGUUCAGUGGCUUUGUUGCAGGAGGCAAAAAGACUGGAGACCAUUUCUGUGCAUUUUAACAAGCAAUUCUGUAAAAUGUCCUAUGACCUUUAGGUUUCUGUCUUUCUCAA
This is a messenger RNA of Sinocyclocheilus rhinocerous, 2376 nucleotides long. RefSeq names its product squamous cell carcinoma antigen recognized by T-cells 3-like. Lineage: Eukaryota; Metazoa; Chordata; Actinopteri; Cypriniformes; Cyprinidae. Bases 124 to 1191 code for a protein of 355 amino acids. The transcript is spliced from 8 exons. Gene Ontology annotation, cellular component: nucleus. Gene Ontology annotation, molecular function: protein binding. Gene Ontology annotation, biological process: RNA processing. The record is from RefSeq and is a predicted model, not a curated record.